CCAAUACCACACCAGAAGGCUUCAUUUUUUAACGCUUCAUUACCUUGUUUUAAUUAAACGCCGUACUCCAUCUCCAAUCCAGCUGUUCAAGUCGUCAAUGAAAACGCCUUUGUGGUUAGUUGCGCAUCGACCAAAGCCGUGCCCAGGAGCUAUAAGGAGUGCAAGGUUCAUUACUUAUAAGUCGAGAAAUCGGUUGUCCAACUUCUGGGCACCGACAGGAGGCAUCGCUCCCCAGGAUGGCGAGCAAGAUGACUCUCAUUCACUUCUAAUCAGAAGUGGGUUUCUCAGACCAGCACAUUCAGGAGUAUUCCAUUUGCUUCCUCUGGGGUUACGCGUUCAAAACAAACUCGAAAACUUGAUAGAUAAACACAUGCAAUCGAUUGGCGCAUCGAAACUUUCACUAUCAUCAAUCACCACGGAAGAGCUAUGGAAACAAUCAGGACGCUACUCAUCAAACUCCGAGCUUCUUCGCAUAGAGGAUCGUAAGAAAUCCAGCUUUUUACUGUCACCUACCCAUGAAGAGGAAAUCACGAGUUUAGUGGCCAGUAUGGUGCAUUCGUAUAAAAAUCUUCCACUACGACUGUAUCAGACGGGAAGAAAGUAUCGUGACGAACGAAGACCGCGGCAGGGCUUACUCCGCGCAAAAGAGUUCGUGAUGAAAGACCUAUAUACAUUCGAUUACUCGCACGAAGGUGCACUCAAGACGUAUGAAGAAGUGCGUGAGGCCUACAGCAACCUUUUCAACGAGUUGAAGAUCCCAUAUCUGGUAGCCGAUGCAGACUCGGGCAACAUGGGUGGUAAACUGAGCCACGAAUACCACUUUGUGUCUCCCAAAGGUGAAGACAACGUUUGGAGCUGUCAUUCUUGCAACUACGUCGCCAAUGAAGAGCUCGUGGAAAAGAAGGCAACUGAACAGGUUGUUUCCUCGGAAAAUCCCCCACUUCUCUUCACGGGUAUUAGCUCUGAUCGCACAACUGCCAUUGUGAUUCGGGUUCCACGCCCUUCUCACGUUUCUGUCAAUGCAAAUCCGUCUUGGUCUCGUGCCUCGGAGUUCCUGAACUUUCACGCGAUCAAGAGAAGCGGUAUUGACAUCGAUGCUGGGGUUGAAAGCGAAACUCUGUCUUCUCUCCUACCCCAAACAACAUCCACUGUUGAGAUCUAUGACCGAUCUCUGACCGACUCUAACACCACCGGUGCCACAUCUUCAGUCCAUGAUAUUACACCCAUCAAGGCAGACGACCCGUGUCCCCACUGCCAAUCUGGAAAACUCAACGUCAACAAAGCCAUCGAGGUAGGCCAUACCUUUCACUUGGGUACACGCUACAGCGUGCCUCUUUCCGCGCUCGUCGCCGGACCUGACGGCAAGCAAUCGUCCGCCAUGCACAUGGGCUGCCACGGUAUCGGCGUCUCGCGGUUGAUAGGCUCCAUCGCAUCUAUCAUGGCCGAUGAGAAGGGUUUGAGUUGGCCGAGAGUCAUUGCGCCGUUCGAGGUCGUCGUCAUAACCACGCCGCAGAUUAGCGAAGAGGAUAGUACAGAAGUGUACGAUGCGCUGGCUCAUCAGGGGAACCUCGAUGUUGUGCUGGAUGAUCGGGUAGCGCAGAAAGGUUUACCAUGGAAGAUGAAGGAUGCGGAUUUGAUCGGCUAUCCUGUCAUGGUGGUUUUAGGCAAGAGUUGGAAAGAGAAAAGAGAGGUGGAAGUUCAGUGUCGGCGAUUAGGAGUAAGAAAAGCGGUGAAGGUGGAAAGUUUGGGAGAUGAAGUUUCGAGACUGCUGGAGCAGUUGUAA
Messenger RNA from Periconia digitata, 1783 nucleotides. NCBI's taxonomy places the organism in Eukaryota, Fungi, Ascomycota, Dothideomycetes, Pleosporales, Periconiaceae. The record is from the annotation of a GenBank genome assembly.